AAUUUUCGUGUAGGGCUGGAAAACAAUAAUUGACAGCAAAACAAAAGACGUUUCUACGGGCAGUGCGAAUGAGACUUGUUGGGUCUCGAAAUCACGCAUCUAAUUGUCCAGCGUGAUAUGGCUGCAAACGGAAAUCCCGAGGGGCCACCACACUCUGACGACAUAUCUAAGCCUUGCGUGAACCUGAAUGCAUUUCAGAAAAAAAUGCAAGAGGAACAUAAACAAGCCGUUGCUGCUUCAGACACAAAGUUUGCAGCUUUAGAAAGAGAGCGCAGGAAACGAAUUGCAGUUAGCUGCAAUGCACUUCGUGAUAUGCUGCCAAAAUUUUCCAGAAGGAGAAAUGACAUGGUUGCCAUUCUUGAGAUGACAACAGUUUAUCUGGAGCUGGUUCAGAAACUCCUGCCAGUUGAUCUACAUGACACUUUUCUUACUCCACCAGAAGACCUUCGUACCAAAUGGCAUCAGACAUAUGUGACUGAGAAAUAUAAUGGAAGAACCAUGAAAAUACAUUCUCUUGGAAGACCAGAUACCUCAACCUUGCCUCCUGAAUCAAGGGACCAAGGCAGAGUGCUCAAACAUACUUAUAACUAUCAGCUGAAUCGGCCUGCAGAUAACAGUCUUGUCCCCCCUGGAUUGUCUAAUACAAGUUCUAGCGAAACUGUGUUUGUAGCUGAAGCAAAGCCAUACCAGUACAGUGAUUUGCCUAACCUGGAGAAUCUGGAAGCUACAGCUGCAGAGACCUUUUUUUCUCCUGACUUUUAUGACAGUUUGCCUGUUUCUCCUUCCAAACCUGAUUCCUUUGCUUAUAACCUGGAUAUGUCUUGGGGUUGGAGCUGUUCACCCCAGCAAACACAUGAGGACUCUGAUCGAGUAAUUGAAUUACUUGCUACUCCCAGACUUCCUACUCGUUGUCUAUCAGAUUGUACAGUGGAACAGCCAGCAAUAAUGAUGCCUUGUGCUCCCAUAAGCAAAGCCAAAUGGAUAUCCACAUGUGGUUAUGAGAAGUAUGUUUAACCUUAAAGUUCCAGUGUGCCAAGAAGAAGCAGUCACUAGUACUACAGUGCGAGAUGAUUGCUGUGACUCUAGCAUUGAAACUGGUGACAACAACUUGGCCCCUGUGGCAUCUUUACCAAGUCUUAAAUUAGAGGAGGAAGGUCUUUUGUAAUGUUUCUUUGUGUAAAGAAGGCCAAAUUUUGAAACUUUUGAAUCUGUCACGCAUUAAAUUUUUUUUUUUUUGGUCUAUAGUGUUUAUGAUUGUAUCCCUAUUACUACAUACUGUGCGCUGAGACGGGUGUACUUUUUAAAUUUUUCAUUUGUGGAAAUUUUGAGGCAGUUUUCAGAAAAUAUCAUAUCCAUUAUAAUGUCACCUUUUUUUUACCUGACAAAACCAUUUAUAUUGUGUUGUAUAAAUUAAGAUGUUGGAAAAAGUAUAAAGUUUUUGUUGCAUUUGCAUAUAAUACAAAAAGCGCCUACUCUAUCUGUCCACAUGAAACAACUCUUCUCCCAGUGAAUCUGUUUUUGUUGAUAUUGCACACUUUUUCUUCAAGCAGAUUAGUUAGGUCAGCUUAAUUUUGGUUGUGAUACCAUGCAUAGAGCACACUGUACAAAACAAAC
This is a messenger RNA of Polypterus senegalus (gray bichir), 1614 nucleotides long. RefSeq lists its product as uncharacterized. The transcript is spliced from 9 exons. The record is from RefSeq and is a predicted model, not a curated record. The coding region runs from base 118 to 1014 and encodes 298 amino acids. Gene Ontology annotation, molecular function: DNA-binding transcription factor activity, RNA polymerase II-specific; RNA polymerase II cis-regulatory region sequence-specific DNA binding; protein dimerization activity. Gene Ontology annotation, biological process: spermatogenesis; regulation of DNA-templated transcription. Gene Ontology annotation, cellular component: nucleus. Lineage: Eukaryota; Metazoa; Chordata; Cladistia; Polypteriformes; Polypteridae.